Molecule: messenger RNA, 1520 nt
Organism: Zymoseptoria tritici IPO323
Lineage: Eukaryota; Fungi; Ascomycota; Dothideomycetes; Mycosphaerellales; Mycosphaerellaceae
Exons: 4
Coding region: 182-1435 (417 amino acids)
Cellular component (GO): cytosol
Molecular function (GO): formate dehydrogenase (NAD+) activity; NAD binding; oxidoreductase activity, acting on the CH-OH group of donors, NAD or NADP as acceptor
Source: RefSeq, a predicted model, not a curated record
CGUCAUACCACCGUCGUUGCUCCCCCCCGACACGUCUCCCAAAGCAGACUCGCCAUCCUGAUCCUAGACUACUGAAAAGCCGUCCUUUCUCACUCUUCUCUCUUCUGACCUUCCUUCCUUCUUCCUUCCUUCCACUCCACUCCACUCUCCCCUCCACUCCCUCUCAUCACACACAUUCACAAUGGUAUUUGCUCGCUCCUCCCUGCGCAUGGCCCGCCCGGCCUCCUCGCUGCUCUCGCAGCGGGCCACCGCAUCCUUCACACAGCGCGGCGCGAACCUUGCACGAGCUGGAGGCGUCAGAACGCUGACCUCGACUUCUUCUCGACAGGGCAAGGUGCUUCUCGUUUUGUACGAUGGCCAUGAGCACGCUCAGCAGGAGCCGAGACUGCUCGGAACCACUGAGAACGAGCUCGGUCUCAGGAAGUGGAUCGAGGACCAGGGCCACACUCUUGUGACCACCUCGGACAAGGAGGGAGAGAACAGCAAGUUUGACCAAGAGCUCGUUGACGCCGAGGUCAUCAUCACCACACCAUUCCACCCAGGAUACCUCACCGCUGAGCGCCUCGCCAAAGCCAAGAAGCUCAAGAUCGCCGUCACCGCCGGUAUCGGUUCCGACCACGUUGACCUCAACGCCGCCAACAAGACCAACGGCGGCAUCACCGUCGCUGAGGUGACCGGCUCCAACGUCGUCUCCGUCGCCGAGCACGUCGUCAUGACCAUGCUCGUCCUCGUCCGCAACUUCGUCCCCGCCCACGAGCAAAUCGCCGCCGGAGACUGGAACGUGGCCGCCGUCGCCAAGAACGAGUACGAUCUCGAGGGCAAGGUCGUCGGUACCGUCGCCGUCGGCCGUAUCGGUGAGCGUGUGCUCCGCCGUCUGAAGCCAUUCGACUGCAAGGAGUUGCUGUACUUUGACUACCAGGCUCUGGCUCCUGAGGUCGAGAAGGAGAUUGGUUGCAGACGUGUUGACACCCUCGAGGAGAUGCUGGCGCAGUGUGAUGUUGUCACCAUCAACUGCCCUCUCCACGAGAAGACCCGCGGUCUCUUCAACAAGGAGCUGAUCAGCAAGAUGAAGAAGGGCUCAUGGCUCGUCAACACCGCCCGCGGCGCCAUCGUCGUGAAGGAAGACGUCGCCGCAGCUCUCAAGUCCGGCCAACUCCGCGGCUACGGAGGCGACGUCUGGUUCCCGCAACCCGCUCCCGCCGACCACCCUCUCCGCACCGCUUCCUACUCCACCUGGGGCGGCGGCAACGCCAUGGUUCCCCACAUGUCCGGUACCUCGAUUGACGCCCAGGCGCGCUACGCCGCGGGCACCAAGGCCAUCUUGGACUCGUACUUCUCCGGUCGCGAGGACUACCGUCCUGAGGAUCUGAUUGUGCACAAGGGUGACUACGCGACGAAGGCGUAUGGUCAGAGGAAUUUGAUUGAUAAGAAGUAGAGGGUGAUGAGAAUGUGAUGGAUUGUGGAAUAGUGGAUAGUGGGUAGUGGAUUGUGAGAGCGAGAAUGGAAUUUGUGAUACCUCU